Penicillium waksmanii is the source of this 681-nucleotide messenger RNA. Its product is annotated as thioredoxin domain-containing protein. Bases 1 to 681 code for a protein of 226 amino acids. The transcript has a single exon. NCBI's taxonomy places the organism in Eukaryota, Fungi, Ascomycota, Eurotiomycetes, Eurotiales, Aspergillaceae. The record is from RefSeq and is a predicted model, not a curated record. Gene Ontology annotation, cellular component: cytoplasm.
AUGUCCGCCCACGCUACAACCGAAUCCGACGACGAAGCCCUCUUCGCCGCACUGGAAAACGAAGAAGACACAGGCUACCGCGACCACCGCAUCCAACAACUGAACGCCGAAUACGCUUCGAAAAAGACAAACCGCGACGCCAAGAACGCCGCAACCGCCAACACCACAACCACCUACCCCUCCAUCUCAGGCGACCAAGCCGUACUGGACUUCACAACGCGCAGCACGCGGUGUAUCGUACACUUUGCCCACGACGACUUCGCCCGCUGCAUGGUGAUGGAUGCGCGGUUAUCAGAGCUUGCGGCGCGACACUAUGAGGUUUCCUUUGCGCGAGUUGAUGUGCGAAGCACGCCCUUUUUGUCGGAGAAAUUGGGAAUUCGCGUGUUGCCUUGUGUGAUUGGGUUUAAGGAUGGGGUUGGUGUUACGCGUGUUGUUGGCUUUGAGGGCCUUGGUGCUCGGGGGAAUGAUGCUGGGGAAUCUUUUAGCGUGAAGGUUCUGGAGAAACGCUUGUUGGGCAAGGAUGUUCUUCUUCAGGCGAAGUUCUCGGAUGAUGAUAAUGAUGAGGAUGAGGAGAGUGGGAGUGAAGAGGAGAAGGUUAGGAGGGGCCCGAGAGUCAAGAAGAACAAGACUAUUCGCAGUGGGAUGAUUCGUGGGGAUGACGACGAUGAUGAUUGGGAAUAA